UCACAGAGGAGGGGAUUGGGAGUGGGGCUGUGUCUCCCCACCCUGGUCUUCUCCCUCCCCUCUCCAUUGAGCCAUGGAGCUCAGUUAGAGUCAGAAAAGAGCUCCUGUGGGAUCAGAGCCUGCCCCACCCCUGUCCUUCUGGUCCCCUUCCCUCAACCCGGAAAUUGGACGGGCUGGUGCAGCAAGAGCUAAAAGCCUUGCCAGCCCGGGGCCUGGAGCAGCAGGCAGACAGGAGGAAAGGGGACAGGUAGGGCAGCAUGUCAGCUGGCAGAGGUGCCAGGUGGACAGUGGGAGAGCUGGCUGGAACCGUGGCCUGCAGGUAGGUGGACAGAGAGAUUGCCGAGAGGCAGACGGGCUGAGCCCACACGAUACACAAAGAGGACAUGACAGACAGAUGCAAGACCUUGGAGGUGGCUGCCAUGAGGCUUGGCGUCUUUUCCUUCCUGUGUGUUCUUGGUCUCAGCUGGGCAGACAAAGAGAAGAUCUUUGAUGGUGUUGAAUGUGCCCCCAACUCACAGCCCUGGCAGGUGGGGCUGUUUGAGGGCACCAGCCUGCGCUGUGGGGGGGUCCUCAUCCACCCCAGGUGGGUGCUCACUGCAGCGCACUGCAGCAGCAGCAGGUACUGGGUGCGCCUGGGGGAGCACAGCCUCAGCAGGCUGGACUGGACGGAGCAGAUCCGGCGCAGCGGCCUCUCCGUGACCCAUCCCGACUACCGGGGAUCACAACGGAGCCACGAGCACGACCUCCGGCUCCUGCGGCUGCGCACGCCCGCACGCCUGACCCUCAGCGUCCAGCCGCUGCCCCUGCCCAGCACUUGCGCGACCGCUGGCACCAACUGCCAGAUCUCGGGCUGGGGUACCACCAACCGACCAUGGGAUCCCUUCCCAGACCGGCUUCAGUGCCUCAACCUCUCCAUUGUCUCCACCAACGCCUGCCAAGCCGUGUUCCCCGGGAGAAUCACGGACAACAUGGUGUGUGCAGGCGGUGUGGCUGGGAAGGAUGCCUGCCAGGGAGACUCUGGGGGCCCGCUGGUGUGUGGGGGAGUCCUUCAGGGUCUGGUGUCCUGGGGGUCUGUGGAGCCUUGUGGGCAAAAAGGCAUCCCGGGGGUCUACACCUUUGUGUGCAAAUACGUGGACUGGAUCCGGAUGAUCAUAAGGAACAACUGAGCCACUUCCUCCAUCUUCACCCUUCAAAACGGGUGGCCCUCAGCACAGACACCCAACUCCCUCACCACGUUCACUGUAGCUGGUUCAGGGAACCUCUUAGAACUCUCCUUCCCUUCUGGGACCCGUGCCGGGAUUGGAAGUCUGUGUGGAAUAAAGGCACCAUUACUGAAGGAGGGGA
Molecule: messenger RNA, 1344 nt
Organism: Cavia porcellus (domestic guinea pig)
Lineage: Eukaryota; Metazoa; Chordata; Mammalia; Rodentia; Caviidae
Gene: Klk12
Product: kallikrein related peptidase 12
Exons: 6
Coding region: 384-1166 (260 amino acids)
Biological process (GO): proteolysis
Cellular component (GO): secretory granule
Molecular function (GO): serine-type endopeptidase activity
Source: RefSeq, a predicted model, not a curated record